AAAACGAGGUGUACUAACUUGAGUUCUAUAUCGCACUAGCAUCAAUCACCGCGGCCAGUGUGUUCAUACAUGGCUUUUCUCUCAUCCCUUAUGAGCCUCUGCUCUCGCCGCAGCUUCUCUCCGCAGCGUAAGAUAUGUCGCAGCAGACCAGGUGUAGGAGACAUCCCGCAGACCGGCUCCGCUCAAUGCAUCGUAGUUCUCGGCAAAUCCAGUUUUUUCGCAUAGCGCAAUAAAACGGCUGCUAAUGGUGUUGGCGAGCUCUGUGAACCCUACACGGCGCAGCCCUGAUUCGAUGAGCUGCGUUGAGGGAGCCCAGAUCGGCCCACGCCAAUAGCCGUCGCUCCGGUAAUGAGGUGAGUCAAGCUGCUCGGUAGCAAGUCCCCACGAUGUCAAGUGUUUGGAGAGAUCAUCGACCAUUUUCGCGACGAUUUCUUUCGGAAGGUACUCUGC
Pseudocercospora fijiensis CIRAD86 is the source of this 450-nucleotide messenger RNA. RefSeq lists its product as uncharacterized. The transcript has a single exon. The record is from RefSeq and is a predicted model, not a curated record. The coding region runs from base 70 to 225 and encodes 51 amino acids. Lineage: Eukaryota; Fungi; Ascomycota; Dothideomycetes; Mycosphaerellales; Mycosphaerellaceae.